AUGGCCCCCGGAAGGAAAACCCGUGCGACGGCUGCUGCCGUUAAAGGUGCCACUACAACGAAACCCCCAGUACGAAAAAUUUUAUCUGAUAAAUCAGCAAAUGUACAAGAAAAAGCCGUCCGAGGGAAAGGCAACAAACGACCUGCCGUAGAGGAGAUCACACCGGUAGUAGAGGAUGAGCUAGAAGAGGGGUCGAUAACUAGCGACGCGAAGCCUAAAGGUUCGAGGGGUCGGCCACGAGCCGCGAAGGCACCGAAGAUAUCCAAAGAUGACGAAAUAUCGACUACCGAUCAAUCGGAACCCAUGGUUCGACCAGCAGGUAGAAGGGGACGUAAGCCAAAGACGAAUACCGACACACUACCUGCAGAACUCGAAAUCCCCGAAACCCAACCAGCCGAGGACGAGAUUCCGGAGACGCAAGCAGCCAAUAUGACGGGUUUCAGCACAGAAGAAUAUGAUCAGAUAGAGGAUUUACCUCCUCAUAAUCGCCACGGAUUCUCCUCAGUCCAACGUAUCCAAUCACAUAAUAUUUUCGGUAUAAAUCAAAGAACAGUACCAGCAUCAGAUUCCGAGCUUCACGAACCAUCGAUGAGACGACGAGUGGGAGACCUGAGUCGGAAGUAUGAUAACUUAGAGGCAAAAUAUCGAGACUUACGAGAGAUUGGAAUUAAGGAAGCAGAGCGCAAUUAUGACCGACUUAAGAAACAAUCAGAGGAGAGAGCUAAUACUGCAAACCAGCUCAUCGAAACUCUGAAAGCGCAGCUGUCUGCCCAAACCGAGCUUGCUAAAGAAGCACAACGUUUGAGACAACAGCUAGAAGCUAGUCAGACUAAAGCAGACCAACUUCAAAGCAAAGUCAAUGAUACCAAUGCUUCGUUGAUGGAGGCGAAGACGGAGGUCAAGACACUCACCACGAAGCUAUCUGCUGCCCGAUCAGCUGAAGUGACGACCAAGAUUCCGAGUAGUGCUAUUAAAGGGUCAAGUGCGAAUAACCGACUUCUUGCCAAUGCCGAAGCCGCGGCUCAGGUGGCGCAAAUGAAAGAAGAUCUAUACGGAGACUUGACCGGCUUGAUUGUCCGUGGUGUCAAGCGGGAGCAAAGCGGAGAAACUUACGACUGUAUCCAGACAGGUAGAAACGGAACUCUCCAUUUUAAACUGGUCGUAGGUGGUGAAGAGCUCACAGAGAAACUUGAUGAGCCUCAAUUCAUAUACAUGCCUCAGUUAAACUCAAGUCGCGAUCAGGAUUUGAUCGAUAUACUACCUGAUUAUCUCGUUGAGGAGAUUACUUUCCCUCAAUCACACGCUGCGCGGUUUUACGCAAGGGUCAUGAAGGCACUCACGGAGCGUCCAGAGUAUGAGUGA
This is a messenger RNA of Daldinia childiae, 1362 nucleotides long. Its product is annotated as Monopolin complex subunit pcs1. The record is from RefSeq and is a predicted model, not a curated record. The transcript is spliced from 3 exons. Gene Ontology annotation, molecular function: protein binding; microtubule site clamp. Gene Ontology annotation, biological process: meiotic sister chromatid segregation; attachment of mitotic spindle microtubules to kinetochore; homologous chromosome segregation. The coding region runs from base 1 to 1362 and encodes 453 amino acids. Lineage: Eukaryota; Fungi; Ascomycota; Sordariomycetes; Xylariales; Hypoxylaceae. Gene Ontology annotation, cellular component: monopolin complex; nucleolus; chromosome, centromeric core domain.